CAUCGCCCUAGUGUAUAGAGGUUCCCUAUUCUGUCGCGUUUGUCCCGCUACGCGACGCGAUUAUCGCGACACAACGCGAUAAAUUUGUCGCGCGACUAUCGCUUCAUAACCCUCCACACACAGCGAUAGAUCGAAUUUGAAUCAGAUGUAAACACGCUAAUUUGCAAAGAACCGAUAAAAAAUUAUCGCAAGUUGUCGCACGAUUAUCGCUGACAGCUGCCGACGACAGCUAGCCGUGUGACGUCACAACUGUCACAGGGCAUGUCGGACAACGGCCUAGUUGGUCCACCGGGUCCGCCGGGACUUGGUCUGAACGGCACCUGCCGGUGUAGCGCAUGUCUGCGGCCGAUUGUCGACCGCUGGAUGCUCGGUGUGGGCGAGGCCCUUUUCCACGAGCGCUGUCUCCUCUGUCAGGUGUGUCGUCUGCCGCUGCAUCGAUCCUGCUACGCGCGGCAAGGUGCUUUCUACUGUCGCAACGAUUAUGAUAGGUUAUUCGGUCGCAAAUGUCUCGGAUGCGGCGAUCAAGUUCCCGCGGAAGAACUCGUGAUGAGAGUGGGAUCUUCCGGUCCCGGCUACAGUGCUCUUCCGCCGGGUGCCGACUACAGUACAAGGCCUGACUACACUGGCCCUCCCCAUCACGAGGCAAGGCCCGACUACACUCGCCACGAGGCCGUGUUCCACAUGCGCUGCUUCGUGUGCGUGGUGUGUGGCGGACGUCUGCAGAAGGGCGACCAGUUUGUUGUCAAGCAGGGUCAGCUGUUUUGUCGGGCCGACUACGAGAAGGAGGUGGAGAUGUUGCAGGCGUUUGCUCAAGGGGAGCUGCAGUGCGGUGGCGAUGAUGGUGUGGGGGGCAGAGGUGGACCAGGAGGGGGGGACGGACGCAGGGGGCCGAAGCGACCCCGCACCAUCCUGACCACCCAGCAGCGGCGGGCCUUCAAGGCCUCCUUCGAGUUGAGUCCCAAGCCGUGUCGCAAGGUGCGGGAGGGACUUGCCAAGGACACCGGUCUCAGUGUCAGGAUUGUCCAGGUGUGGUUCCAGAACCAGAGAGCAAAAAUGAAAAAGAUUCAGAAAAAACAGCGAUUGGAUCCGAAGAACAGCGGCAAAGACUCGGAUGGCGCAGAUGACAUCAAGAGUGAGAAGCCAAAAAUGAAGGAGGAAGAAGCGAGUCCAUGCAGCGGUGCGGGGGGCUUCGUGAACGACAGCUGUAGUGACACAGAGGGAGGUCACGGCCUAGAAGGGUCAUUGCACGGGGAGGCCAACUUCAAGGGUCACGAUGACCACUUCUACAAGGACAUGAUCGAUGCCGAACAGCCCAGGCAGUUCUUACACUCUGGUUAGUUUCAAACAAUAUCAAU
This is a messenger RNA of Nilaparvata lugens (brown planthopper), 1355 nucleotides long. RefSeq names its product LIM homeobox transcription factor 1-beta. Bases 262 to 1338 code for a protein of 358 amino acids. Gene Ontology annotation, biological process: regulation of transcription by RNA polymerase II; neuron differentiation. Gene Ontology annotation, cellular component: nucleus. Gene Ontology annotation, molecular function: RNA polymerase II transcription regulatory region sequence-specific DNA binding; DNA-binding transcription factor activity, RNA polymerase II-specific. The transcript is spliced from 6 exons. Lineage: Eukaryota; Metazoa; Arthropoda; Insecta; Hemiptera; Delphacidae. The record is from RefSeq and is a predicted model, not a curated record.